Messenger RNA from Rubroshorea leprosula, 752 nucleotides. NCBI's taxonomy places the organism in Eukaryota, Viridiplantae, Streptophyta, Magnoliopsida, Malvales, Dipterocarpaceae. The record is from the annotation of a GenBank genome assembly.
UCAGCACCCGGCCCAGGAACCCUCGAAUUAGUAGAAAAUGGAUGCGAUUCAGAUUCCAACCCGCUAUGAUGAGGACUUAAACAAGCAACAAUAUGAUCAGCUCCCUGCGGAUACACAUGGAAUUCGACAGCCUUCAAUGGAGCAGUUAGGCCAACCUGGGACAUCUAAUUCCAUAGAUCAAGUCAGUCUACUGCCUGUUUCCGGAGCAGAAAGGUCGGAGAAUCAGAUGGCAGCCGGAUUUGAGCCGUUAACCCAGCAACAACUUGGUCAACCAGCAGAAAAAUCCACGGCGGAUUCUCGUUCCACAAGAACUAUUAUAGGUGAGAAUGAAAUUAGUGAAGCAGAAUGGAAACAGCGCGAAAGUAGUAGGGCGAGAGAUAAAGCAUAUAAGACAAAGAAAAAGCAAAAACAAAAGCAAAUGAAGUCCGAUCUGAAGAAAUUUAAGGCUGAAAAUCUAUUGUUAAGGGAAACACUGGAGCGGAAGCCAAAAAACACAGAAACUGAAAAUGGAUAUGAUAUUGAAGCAAAUAGAGGCAAUGCUUGCGAUAGAUCGGGUCAGAAUUACAGAAAGUUAAUAGCCAAACCAAAAUAGAACAUUAAAUUUUUUGUUUAACUUAGAGAAUUGUGGGGGUGAACAAAUUAGCGAUCCUUAAGUAUAGAACUCAAAAUUUCAUAUUCUAACAUCUUUUCGUGAAAGAUGUAUGGUUAUCGUGCAGCUUAGUGUUGGAUAAAAAUAAAAAAAAAUAUUAAUU